UUGUGGACUCUGAUUAUGACCUGAGGGAUGAAGAUGCUGAUGAUGAUGCCAUGUUUGUUGAGUUUGUUGAUAAGGAGCUUGAGAGGGACAAACCAUCUGAUUCUAGAAGUGCUAGGCAACCUGCUGAGGAGUUGUGUGAAGAAACAGAUGUAACAGUUUAUGGUCCAUUAGAUGAGCUGGUGUCAUGCUCCUCAUCUGAACACAGCGAUGCAGAUUCAAGGAAGCAGAGAUGGCCUGUGUUUAAUGAGGAGACUGCAUCUACCCAAUUGCAUGGUGUUGUGCAAAAAGAAAAUAAGGAGAACUGGAAAUGGUUUUUGGAGCCGCUGGCUUAAGAUGUGGGGAUAACAAACAGUUAUCAAUUGGUGUUUAUGAGUGACAGGCAGAAGGUAAAUACUCUUAACAAUUUGCUUUUCUAUUCCUUCAUAUAUUUUGCCAUAAUGGUAUUAAUUGUGUGUUGUUCUUUUGAAAUAGGGUCUUAUUCCUGCCAUUGAAAAACUAUUCCCUAAUUCUGAACAUAGAUUUUGUGUUAGACAUGUGCAUAAUAAUUUUAGGAAGAAAUUUAAUAGUCUAGGGUUAAAAGAACUUGUGUGGGGUGCUGCUAAGGCAAGUUAUGUCCAGAUUUUUCAAAGGAUAAUGGAGAAGUUUGCAGCAGCAUCACAUCAUGGACAUAACUACAUGAAUAACAUCCCUCCUCAUCACUGGUCUAGAUCUCAUUUUAGGACUGAUGCUAGUGUGACAUGUUGUUAAACAACUUAUGUGAGUGUUUUAACAGUUUUAUCUUAGAUGUUAGAAGCAAGGGUGUGAUAGCUAUGAAUGAGGUUAUAAGAACAAAAUUAAUGAAGAGGAUAUAUAAGAACAAGGAUGCUAUGAAAAGAGUGGCAUCUGCUUACUGCCCUAAGAUAUUGAAAAAGCUAGAAAAAAGCAAAGAAUUUUACUGGAUGUUUACAAUAGAGUGGUCUGGAGGUGAAAGAUUUCAAGUGGUUAGCCCAGGGGGACAGUUUGUAGUUGACAAAUAAGAAAUGACAUGUACAUGUAGGAGGUGGGAUCUAACUGGAAUACCUUGUUAUCAUACUGUAUGUGCAAUUUGGUAUAACAAUGAGAACCCUGAAUUUUAUAUACAUGACUUCUACAAGGUUGAAACAUACCUAAAAUGCUAUAGCCAUUUGAUUAACCCAACCACUAGUAAAAAAAUUUGGCCCAAGGCAACUGCCCCACCAGUCUUAUCCCCCAAACCAAUAAAACCUAGAAAAGGCAGACCUGCUAGAAAGAGAAGGUUAGAGGAAGAAGAGAUGGAGGGUCUGAUCAUAAAUGCUAAGGUGACCAAGAAGGGCUCUGUUAUGACAUGCACAGUUUGUGGUGCUAAGGGCCACAACAAGAGGUUUCAUGGUGCUGGUGCUUCUAUAAGGAGGGAAAAACUGCUUGUAAAGAGGAAGACAAAAAAACAGCAAAAGGAAAAGGAAUCAAAUGCUGCAACUAUUGCUGCACAGAAUGUAGAUGACCAACCUGAUAAUGUAGCUACUACAGACACGGCUCCUUUAGGGAGAGCUUCAACAUUUGAUAAUUUGUCACCGCUAAUACCAUUGUCACAGUUAUUCAAUGUAACACUAUCAGCAAAAGAAUCAGAAAAACCUCCAGUUCACUCUACUACAUCACUUUCAAAACCUACCAGCAAGAAGAGUAAAAACAUUAAUGAUUUGUUGAGUGAGCUGCCACUAGAUCUGGCCAUUGGAAGUCUUUCAGAAACAUAAAAAGGAGGAACUGAAGCUAAGGGAAAAAAGACUUUCAAACCCCCAGGGUUGUUGAGCAAAGAUCUUGGGGCUGAAGGAGUUACCAUAAGAACAAAAUAAGACAAAGGAAAACAUAAGAUUGAUGGAAGUGUUUCAACAAAGAAGAGAGCUUGGGUGCCUCCAGGAAAUGCAAAGAACAAAGGAAUUACAAUUGGAAACCCUAAAAAAUAAUGUUUAUUUUGGUUGUUGUGUUGUUAAUAUGUUAAUAUAUGUGUGGACCUAACAUGUGGUCCUUUGACAGAAUUUCGAUUUUUGUAAUGGCUUUUGACAGCCUUGGGUGUAGGGUUCAUGUGGAUAGAAUUUCCACAUCCUUUCACUUUUUAUUUAAACAUUUCAUUAUUUAAAGUAAUCAACAGAGUACAAUUAUUUUCA
Messenger RNA from Ricinus communis (castor bean), 2159 nucleotides. RefSeq lists its product as uncharacterized. The record is from RefSeq and is a predicted model, not a curated record. Gene Ontology annotation, molecular function: zinc ion binding. The coding region runs from base 1020 to 1748 and encodes 242 amino acids. The transcript has 3 exons. NCBI's taxonomy places the organism in Eukaryota, Viridiplantae, Streptophyta, Magnoliopsida, Malpighiales, Euphorbiaceae.